UUAUGCUAUAGUUUAUACCUUUACAUAAUCAAAUCAAUGAACUACAUGUGACAUCACUAUAAUUUCUCCUUCUGCCACCUCUCGAAAUCAUAAAACUGUAAUCUUACGUUUUCUAGCUACUUCUCUCUCCUAUCUCCCAUUUUCUCUCUCUAACCUCUUCAUCAUCUCAGUGAACUCAUCAAUGGCGAUCUUCAAAGUUUCUCGCAUUUCUACCAAGCCUUACGAUGGCCAGAAACCUGGAACUUCCGGUCUUCGCAAGAAGGUCAAAGUGUUUGCACAACCUCAUUACUUGGAAAAUUUUGUCCAGUCCACAUUCAAUGCCCUCACAGCAGAGAAGAUAAAAGGUAAAACACUUGUUGUUUCUGGCGAUGGACGCUAUUACUCUGAAGAAGCUAUCCAGAUUAUAAUAAAGAUGUCAGCUGCAAAUGGAGUUAAACGUGUUUGGGUUGGUCAAAACACACUGCUUUCAACACCUGCUGUGUCAGCUGUGAUACGUGAAAGAGUUGGGAAAGAUGGAUCUAAGGCAUCUGGGGCUUUUAUAUUGACUGCCAGUCAUAAUCCUGGAGGUCCUACUGAGGACUUUGGGAUAAAGUACAACAUGGAAAAUGGAGGACCUGCUCCAGAAGGAGUUACUGACAAGAUUUAUGAGAAUACAACUACCAUAAAGGAGUACUUGACUGCUGAAGAUUUGCCUGAUGUUGAUAUCUCUAAAAUAGGCACAACUAGCUUCUCCGGCGGGCCUGAUGGUGAAUUUGAGGUUGAAGUCUUUGAUUCAACUGAUACCUAUGUCAAGUUGAUGAAGUCAAUAUUUGAUUUCGAAGCUAUCAAAAAGCUGCUCGCAUGUCCAAAAUUCUCAUUCUGCUAUGAUGCCCUUCAUGGAGUUGCUGGUGUUUAUGCUAAGCGUAUAUUUGUUGAAGAGCUUGGUGCAAAUGAGAGUUCACUGUUGAACUGUACACCAAAGAAAGAUUUUGGUGGAGGGCAUCCUGAUCCCAAUUUGACUUAUGCAAAGGAAUUAGUCCAACGUAUGGGUUUGGGAAAAACAGACACAGAAGGUGAACCGCCUGAAUUUGGUGCUGCUGCCGAUGGUGAUGCUGAUCGUAAUAUGAUACUGGGUAAAAGGUUUUUUGUGACCCCCUCGGAUUCCGUUGCCAUUAUUGCUGCUAAUGCUGUAGAAGCAAUUCCAUACUUCGCUGGUGGUCUGAAGGGAGUUGCUAGGAGCAUGCCUACUUCUGCUGCUCUGGAUGUUGUUGCAAAAGCUCUUAAUUUGAAGUUCUUUGAGGUGCCCACUGGCUGGAAAUUUUUUGGUAAUUUGAUGGAUGCUGGAUUUUGUUCAGUAUGUGGUGAAGAAAGUUUUGGAACUGGCUCUGAUCAUGUACGUGAGAAGGAUGGAAUCUGGGCUGUUUUGGCAUGGCUAUCUAUUCUCACUCUAAAGAACAAGGAUAAACUCAAUGGAGAAAACCUUGUGACGGUUGAAGACAUUGUUCGUCAGCAUUGGGCUACCUAUGGUCGGCACUAUUACACUAGAUAUGAUUAUGAGAAUGUUGAUGCUGGUGGUGCAAAAGAACUUAUGGCACAUUUGGUCAAUCUGCAGUCUGAUCUCUCUGAAGUUAACAAGAUUGUGAAGGGAGUUAAUUCCACUGUGGCCAACGUGAAGGAUGCUGAUGAGUUUGAAUACACUGAUCCUGUUGAUGGUUCAGUUUCAAAGCACCAGGGUAUUCGCUACCUGUUUGAAGAUGGCUCGCGAUUGGUAUUCCGCCUCUCUGGAACUGGCUCUGAAGGAGCCACAGUUCGUGUGUACAUUGAACAAUAUGUAAACGACUCCUCAAAAAUCAGCAGAGAUUCACAGGAAGCACUUAAACCCCUUGUUGAUGUUGCUCUCAAGCUUUCUAAGAUGCAAGAAUUCACUGGGAGGUCAGACCCAACUGUUAUUACAUAAGCGGGAAGUGUUUCAGCUGGAUGUCACAUCCCUUGCAAUUUGAGUCAUCUCUAGUCUUCAUAAGAGGCAAUAUUAAUUUUGUACUACCAUAUUUUCUGGCUCAAAUUCAGCUUUUAUGGUUGAGGAUAUUUUUGUAAGAAAGGAGGGUCGUUGUUGAACUUGAGCUCAGAGUUGGCAACAGGCAACUCCAGUAGAGAUGAAUCCUCUCGUGCUUGAGCUGAGCUCAUAGACGAUCACUCCGAAUAAAUAUUACUUAUAAAAAACCUAUUAUAUUUUUUCUA
Chenopodium quinoa (quinoa) is the source of this 2217-nucleotide messenger RNA. Its product is annotated as phosphoglucomutase, cytoplasmic-like. Gene Ontology annotation, cellular component: cytosol. Gene Ontology annotation, molecular function: phosphoglucomutase activity; magnesium ion binding. Gene Ontology annotation, biological process: carbohydrate metabolic process. NCBI's taxonomy places the organism in Eukaryota, Viridiplantae, Streptophyta, Magnoliopsida, Caryophyllales, Amaranthaceae. The transcript has 18 exons. The coding region runs from base 182 to 1936 and encodes 584 amino acids. The record is from RefSeq and is a predicted model, not a curated record.